This is a messenger RNA of Pogonomyrmex barbatus (red harvester ant), 2101 nucleotides long. RefSeq names its product Thymidylate synthase (gene Ts). Gene Ontology annotation, molecular function: thymidylate synthase activity. Gene Ontology annotation, cellular component: cytosol; mitochondrion. Gene Ontology annotation, biological process: dTMP biosynthetic process. The record is from RefSeq and is a predicted model, not a curated record. NCBI's taxonomy places the organism in Eukaryota, Metazoa, Arthropoda, Insecta, Hymenoptera, Formicidae.
CGUUUUGAUUAUUUCGAGUUUUGCGCCACGUUAUAUAUCACGUUACGUCGAGUCGCCACGUGUUACCUGUGUUUUCCCGCGUUCUGAUGCUUAUAAAAUUAUUAUUAAAUUCGGUCCGAAAUAUAGACGAGCUUUUUAAUUCAUUAAUUAACAAAUCAUAUUAUGCGCAAAUACAACUUGCUCUAUAAAAGCUGCAUUUGUGCAUUAUGCGAUUAAUCAAUUGAUAAAUUAAAAAACUCGUCACUCUAUAUUUAAAAAAAUGAUUUUAAAUUCAAAUCCCAGUCCUAAAAAUGGCAGUCUAAAAUUUGUAAUGUCUUUCCUCGCAUUGUCUGGAUCAACAACUUUCGUUUUAUUGUGUUCCUUCUAUCCUGAGUCGUAUUUUUGUAAUACGAUAUUGUAAGAAGUUACUAAGGCGACCGGUGGAUGGCGCCAAGAGUGCUGUUCGAUGAUCGAUGAGAAUGGCUCUCGAUCGAUCUCAGCGCUGUCUUUCGAUACUUCGAUUCGAUCAAUCACUGAUUUGAAAUUAUCAAACGUGCUCCAGUUGUUCGGAGCAGCGGGCGAUCGGCACUCUCCCCAGUCGGCGGUUGAAACGGACGUAUUAUGAGAGUCUAGUCAAAUAGUCGUAGUCGAACUAAGUCGUUAUUGUAAAUCGGAACGCUAUCGUUUGUAUUUCGAGCGGAGACUGUCGGUUAAAUACAGUGUUUUCUAUUAAAUUAUCUGCAAGUUAUUGUGCCCGCCCUUUUCCUAUUCCAUUCCACCACGUGGCGGACGACUCCACUUUGUGCGCGCUUCAAGCCAAUGGGCAUCAUUUAAAUUAAACGGACACCAGUUCCUGACAAACCGUUAACUUUAUUUAAAUUUUAAAAUCGGAAAUAACAAAUAUCUUACAAUAUACACGAUAAGAAAUGUCGAUUAACGGCAUCGAGGUGAAAUCGCAAGAAAUAAUGCAGGACGAGCAAAAAAUGGACGGAGAGAAAAUGAACAUGAACGAGAAACAUGAGGAAUAUCAGUAUUUGCGGCUAAUCGAGAAAAUCAUUAAGACUAGAACGAAAAAGAGCAAUCGUACUGGCGUCGAUACUUAUUCUAUUUUCGGCGCGCAGAUGAGAUUUAGUUUACGAGACGGCAUUUUUCCAUUGCUGACAACUAAACGGGUAUUCUGGCGAGCAGUGGUUGAGGAGCUUUUGUGGUUUAUCAAAGGAUCAACAAAUGCCAAACACUUAACAGAUAAGGGUGUUCAUAUCUGGGAUGAAAAUAGUUCACGAGCUUUUUUGGAUUCUUGCGGCUUCACUGAUAGAGAGGAAGGUGAUUUGGGGCCUGUUUAUGGCUUUCAAUGGCGGCACUUUGGUGCUGAAUAUAAAGAUAUGCACACAGAUUACACGGGACAAGGAAUAGAUCAGUUGAAGGAAGUCAUUCACAAAGUGAAGCACUCUCCGGACGACAGACGUAUUAUAAUGUCUGCUUGGAAUCCGUCUGACAUUCCAAAGAUGGCAUUGCCACCAUGUCAUGUUUUUGUACAAUUUUAUGUAAACAACGGGGAAUUAUCUGCGCAACUUUACCAAAGAAGUGCAGAUAUGGGUUUGGGAGUGCCAUUUAACAUAGCAUCGUAUUCCCUGUUGACUUACAUGAUUGCUCAUGUCGCUGGAUUAAAACCAGGAGAAUUUGUACAUACAAUGGGAGACUGUCACGUCUAUGUCGAUCAUAUAAGCGCCCUCGAGGAACAGAUAAAACGCGAACCGCGCGAAUUUCCGAGAUUAAGAAUAGUUAGAGAAGUGAAAGAUAUCGAUGACUUUGUUGCUAAGGAUUUCGAAUUGAUAGAUUAUAAACCAUAUGCCAAACUCUACAUGAAAAUGGCUGUUUGAGUUACGUCGCUCGAAACUUUUCUGUCUAUAAUAAUUUCUUCUUAAAGAUAUAUGUAGCUGUAAAACUUAUAUUUUUCGCACCCGUAAUAUUCGUGGCUAAUGAGGCGGCAUUAAGUUCUCUAUUUAAUAUACUUAUAAACCAAUAUGCUAGAUUAUAAACUAGCAUUUAUCAGUAUUCAUGAAUAUAAGUGAUAGUACUUUCAAUUACAAUAUUUUUUCGAUUUAAGAGAGACGUAAAAAAA